AUGAUAACGCCUGCCACAGAAUCAUUGCCACCAGAUUGUCCCAAUAUAUCCGAACGAUCUAGCUGGAAUCCACGUCCGUAUAGAAGUCGUGAAAAUUUAAAAACAUUACCGGUUACACAUAUUGUGGUACUCAACCCGCUAGCUAAAAAUUCAAUUGUGAAUCAACAAGAUUGUAUUAAAGAAAUACAAGGAUUUCAAGAUUAUCAAAUGGAUAUCCUAGAUUUUAGUGAUAUUGCUUAUAAUUUUGUGCUGUGUAAUGAUAAUAAUGACCAACGACAAAUUUAUACAGGCAGAGGAUGGGAAUCUACUGGUGCACAUUGUAAAGGUUAUAAUACAAAAUCAUUGGGUACGAAUGAAUUCUUCUUUUAA
Rotaria sp. Silwood2 is the source of this 369-nucleotide messenger RNA. NCBI's taxonomy places the organism in Eukaryota, Metazoa, Rotifera, Eurotatoria, Philodinida, Philodinidae. The record is from the annotation of a GenBank genome assembly.